CCGCUGGUCACCCUACCAAACAGUUUAUUUUCAAACAAAUAAAGACCAAAACAUAAACAAGUUUUCGCUACGGAACGGCGUCGAUGUUUUACCGGUGAAUGCUGCUAGAUCCUCGCGAUAUCUUUUUAGGAUGGCCCACCCCACCAUUUGCAGUGCCCGAACCUGCACCAACCGGAUCGGCCCUUCGGACCGCUGCUUCCCGUUCCCAUCCGGUUCGCGUGGCAUUACGUGGCAGGAGCUCCUUCUCGGCACAGUCAACCGGAGCACCGGAACGCUAAUCGUGUGCAGCUCACACUUCUCCGAGCAGCAGUACGUCCGAGCUAAAAACGGCCAGCUGCACCUCUGCAAGCACGCCCUGCCCGAUCUGAACGUGAUCGCCAACGGCAACGAGUGCCGCUUCUGUUUGGAACCGUCCAAGUCGAACAUGUACCCGCUGUUUACGCAACAUGCGGACGUACCGUCGCUCGCGGACAUUGAACGCACCGUCAACAUCCGGAUCCGGCCGCACGACGGGCUGCCCCAGCUGGCCUGCGCCACCUGCAUGUCCAAAAUCCGCUACAUCAAACGCAUCCAGGACCAGUUCCAGGAAAGCGACCGGAAGCUGCGCGUUCGGCUAGGAGUGCCGAUGGACCAGCCGGAAUCGGACGAGGAACCUGCCAUGGAGGAAGAGUAUCUGGUGGAGCAGCACCCCGCAAAGCCGGACGCCGACCAGGACAACAUUCUGCUAACCGCCGACCAACUCACAAUCAUAGAGGGAGCCCAGGAGGAAAUUGAAACCAGUGAAACCGCCAACGAAUCACCGGAAGUGCCAGAAGAACCGCCGGAAUGUGCGGUACUCUUCAGCGGGGACAUUCAAGAAUCGACGGAAAACAACGGCGAAUACGACAUGACUGAGCUGGCCGAGGGCGCGGAUUCGGAUGAUGCUGCAGCGAACGGGAACGAUUCGGACGAGACGGACCAGAAAAAUGGAAACCCGUACAAACCGUUCCGGUACUCGAAGCGGGCGCGGCGGGGAGAUUAGUUGCGGGGUAUUAAUACAGACGAUCAGCACGA
Molecule: messenger RNA, 1053 nt
Organism: Culex quinquefasciatus (southern house mosquito)
Lineage: Eukaryota; Metazoa; Arthropoda; Insecta; Diptera; Culicidae
Exons: 3
Coding region: 131-1021 (296 amino acids)
Cellular component (GO): nucleus
Molecular function (GO): zinc ion binding
Source: RefSeq, a predicted model, not a curated record